AUUCAUACAGCCUGUGUGCCAUCUGCCAGCUCAUCCCAUGCACCGGUAGGACAGCCAAUGCCCAUCUUUGCUUGAUAGUUGCCCACAACAACCCCACGCACCGGCCCACAGACAACCCCAUUGUCUCCGUUCUGGAGAUAACUCGGCGCGCAGGCAUGUCCGACAUGUCCACCUUCGACCUGCUCGUCUCAGAGCUCACUCGCGACGCGCAACGAGUUCAGCCCAAAGACGCCCUCCAGUUCUGCGCCAAGUGGUUUCAGUCCCGUCUCGAGGAGCAACGUGCUCGCACCCGCGACGCACUUGCCCGACAUCCCUCGUUCGCCGUAGCCCUACCACAGGACCACUACAUGGAUACCCUGCUCUCUCCCACGGCCGGAUCUCCCGGCGGUCCCACCAGUAUAUCCCCCUUCUCCCACUCCUUCCCUCAGCAGCGCUCCUCCCUCCAGAACUCCAUGUCCAACAACAGCCCCUUUGGAACACUGAAUGUCCCGGGGAACGCCCUGCUGGACAACGGCUCCCGUACUCUUACCCCAGUGAGCCCCCCUAGCUUCCAGCUCGAGGGCGAGGACAUCACCCCAGCCACCCCCAUAUCCAAUCCGAAUCCCUUCGCUUCCUUUGCAAACGGUUCCAUCUCCCCGAGCCCUGGCGAAUUCCUCCACCCUCCUACUGCUACAAUUCUUGCGCGCCGCACCUCUGUCAGCGCUGAGUCCAUCCCAGUCGACAGCGAGACGCACGAACCCCUGCCCGUCUUCCCGAAGACCGAGGACCAGCUCCAGCGCAUCCGCGCCUCGAUCGCGGCCAACUUCAUCUUCCGCGACCUCGACGAGGAGCAGGAGACCGGCGUGCUCAACGCGAUGCAAGAGUGCAAGGUCGUGACCGACGACGUCGUCAUCCGCCAAGGGGACGUCGGCGACUACUUCUACGUCGUGGAGAGCGGGCUGCUGCACUGCUACAUCCGCCCCGAGCCACUGCCUUCCAACUGGUUCACCGGGAACGUGCCCGCGUCGGAUAAGUUCAACCAGUCCGGCUACCACCCCGUUUUCGGACGGAAGGUUGCAGAGUGCCGGGAGGGCAGUUCGUUCGGCGAGCUCGCGCUCAUGUAUGGGCACCCUCGUGCGGCGACGGUGCUCGCGAUCGAGCCGUGCACGCUGUGGUCGCUCGACCGCAUCACGUUCCGCACGAUCAUCCUCAAGGCGGCCCACAGGCGGCGGACAAUGUACGAGCAGUUCCUCUCCUCGGUCGACCUGCUCGCGUCGCUCGAACCCGAGGAACGCAGCAAGGUCGCGGACGCGCUCGUCAGCCGCGUGUACGAGGACGGCGAGGCGGUGGUGCGGCAAGGCGAGAUGGGUGACACGUUCUUCUUUGUGGAGGAAGGGAACGCUGUCGUGACAAAAGUUCGGAACGGUGGACCAGAGGUAGUCGGCCACCUCAAGAAGGGCGACUACUUCGGCGAGCUGUCGUUGCUUCGGCUCGAACCACGCGCUGCGACGGUGAGUGCAGUGGUGCGGGCGGAUCCGGGCGCACCUCGGUUGAAGGUAGCUGCGUUGGACGCGCAUGCGUUCACCCGUUUGCUUGGGCCUCUGCGGGAGAUCAUGGAACGGAAUGCUGGACGGAGCUACGGAAUCCAUUGAAGAUACCCCUGCGAACUCUCUACUGUCUUGUUAUCGCGUGUCGAGUGUACUACUGCAGGUUAUGUUGUGUGUUCUGCUUGCUCUGUAGCUUAUGUAUGUACAUAGAUGCAUGGGGGUCUCGCGAGUACGGGGCGCCUAAUGAGAUUAUCUU
Molecule: messenger RNA, 1782 nt
Organism: Dichomitus squalens LYAD-421 SS1
Lineage: Eukaryota; Fungi; Basidiomycota; Agaricomycetes; Polyporales; Polyporaceae
Product: protein kinase A regulatory subunit
Exons: 3
Coding region: 156-1631 (491 amino acids)
Biological process (GO): regulation of protein phosphorylation
Cellular component (GO): nucleus; cAMP-dependent protein kinase complex
Molecular function (GO): cAMP-dependent protein kinase regulator activity
Source: RefSeq, a predicted model, not a curated record